Amaranthus tricolor (Joseph's coat) is the source of this 1747-nucleotide messenger RNA. RefSeq names its product F-box/kelch-repeat protein At1g57790-like. The coding region runs from base 130 to 1242 and encodes 370 amino acids. The transcript is spliced from 3 exons. Gene Ontology annotation, molecular function: protein binding. NCBI's taxonomy places the organism in Eukaryota, Viridiplantae, Streptophyta, Magnoliopsida, Caryophyllales, Amaranthaceae. The record is from RefSeq and is a predicted model, not a curated record.
ACCCAAGCCUAGGUUAUUAGACAGGUAGAAUUCUGGUUGCUGGGCUUAUUUCUGAUUUAACUACUCUUUUUCUCUUACCCUUCAACUUAACUGUCUUAUCUCCAAUUCCCCUCUUUUUGUUCUCUAAUCAUGGCAGGUAACAAGAGAAAAAGGAUCAAAUUGUUGUCGGUGGCUAUCAGAGAUGAGAGAAUAACAGCUUCUGUUGAUAUGCCAACCUGGUCUGAUCUUCCUGCUGAGCUCUUAGAAUUGGUUCUUUCUCAUUUGAACCUUCGGGAGAACAUCCGUUUUUCAGCGGUUUGUAAGAGAUGGCACUCGAUAGCUGUUUCGGUACGCAUAGUGAACCAGCCCCCUUGGAUUAUGUAUUUUCCGAAAUUUGGCAAUCUGUAUGAAUUUUAUGACCCUCUAUGCCGUAACACUUAUUCUAUUGAAUUGCCAAAGUUGAGUAAAUCCAGAGUUUGUUACACAAAGGGUGGUUGGCUACUCUCUUACAAACCUCGAACUCACCGGCUUUUCUUUUUUAAUCCCUUUUCCGGGGAAUUAAUUAAGUUGCCUAGAUUUGAAAUUAGUUGCCAAAUAGUUGCAUUCUCUUGUGACCCGAAAUCUCCUGAUUGCGUAGUCUUCACGGUGAAGCAUGUAAGCCCUACUGUUGUUGCCAUAAGUACUUGUUCUCCCGGGGCAACAGUAUGGACCACCGCCAAUUACCAAAAUCGUCUGCCUUUUGUUAGUAGUAUUUGGAACAAAUUGGUUUUCUCCAACGGGCAAUUUUAUUGUCUUAGUCUAACUGGAUGGCUCGGGGUUUUUGACCCAAAAGAGCUUACCUGGAAUGUUCUUGUGGUGCCUCCUCCUAGAUGUCCUGCAAACUUUUUUACCAAAAACUGGUGGAAAGGAAAAUUUUUGGCGGAACAUGAUGGAGAAAUUUUGGUAAUCUAUACCUGUUGUAGUGAUUACCCCAUCAUUUUUAAACUCGAUCAGGCGAGUAUGGUAUGGGAAGAAGUAAAAACCUUAGACGGGAUUACUCUCUUUGCAAAUUUUCUUUCAUCACAUUCUAGAACCGAUCUCCCUGGAAUAAUGAGGAACAGUGUUUAUUUUUCUAAAGUUCGUUUCUAUGGUAAACGAUGCAUAUCAUACUCCCUCAAGGAUUGUAGAUACUAUCCUCGAAAGCAAUUCCAUGAUUGGGGAGAGCAAGAUCCUUUUGAGAGCGUUUGGAUUGACCCGCCCGAGGAUCUUUCAAUCUUCACGUGAUGCAUGACAAAUCCUGUAAAUUAAGUCUCAGUUACAUUACCAAAUUUGUGGAAUUCACAAAUGCCCUGUGCCCCAAUUUGUCUGGAAUACUCAAUGAUAAGGAGCAACUGUAAGAGAUUCAGACCCCUUAGAUGUUGGAUCUUAAUAAAAGUACGACAGACGACGCGUUUAUGAGUCAUAGAUGUUUUUUUCUCAUAGAUGGUUUAACAGUGAAUAAAACAUUUUGAGCAAGUGCUUUAGAAGAGAAUACUAGUACAGACAGUAGUAGCACAGCUCAGUUUUUUUUGGUUUGUGUAAAUUUAAGAGAUAGCUUACCAUAUGGUGUUUUUAGUAUAUUGAUUUAGAGGACUUGUGUCUGUUUUUCUAGACAAUUAGAAGUGUAUUGUGUUAAGCUUUGAUAUAAUGCAUUGUAUGGGAACACUCUUUUAAGAUCACAACUUGAACUAACUCUCUUCAUAGUUUUCACCCUUUCAAGUGAAUGCUAGCAAUAGUCUCCGUGAUUGCC